GUAUAUAUUCGAUAUACAGGAAUAUAUUUAAUAUCACCGCUGUUGCUUGCAGCAAAAGUAUUUAAAAUCGUAUUCACAAAGGAACGCUAAUGUGUAAUGGUUGAGAUUGUAAUAACCUAAUAACGUUAACAUUCGGAAUUUGUGUUGCCAUGUAGAAAAAUAAUGCUAAUUUUUGUGGCAUUUUCUUUGAGAUGGCAACAUCGCCUUUUAAAGUAAUAAAGACCUACGAUUUCAAUAUGCUCAAUUUAAAAAGUGCUUAUAAAUUUGCUAUAAAAAAAGCUGUACAAUGAGCAUCUGCUGUUAGUGUGGCGAGUGUACGACGCAUUGUUGUUCGUGUGUGUACAUAGAAAGUGCGAGCAUCAGGCGUUGGCUUGCCAGCGAUGUCUGACAUUACAAUAACCAAAUUAACUCAUGGACGAAUUUCCAUUCCAAACAAUGUCAUCACGAACGGCAUCGAAAACAGCACAGAUAGUGACACGCUGAGUGGUACUCUGACUCAUCUUAUGGAAGAGCAUCGCACGCGGGUGGGAGCGGUAACUGGGCCAGAAACAGCGACCACGUCUACAGACGGUCUAAUAUCGAAUGGAGCAGAGCGACUGCGACUUCAAGGCAGUCGGCUUCAGACCUCUCGCUUUGCUUGCUUUCGAUGUUGCGGAAACAUUAUCACUUAUCUAGUAAGGCUGCGUAGUACACCUGAGGAGCUGGAACAGCGUUACAAGUCCAAAGAGAUUGAUAAGUUCCUGGAAAAAGAAAAACACGCAUUUCGGCGUCAGGUCAAACUGCUGCUUUUAGGUGCUGGGGAAUCUGGAAAGUCAACUUUUCUUAAACAAAUGCGAAUCAUUCAUGGGGUUCACUUUGACUAUGAACUGCUGCUGGAAUACCAAAGUGUCAUAUACCAAAACGUUAUAAGAGGUAUGCAAGUUUUAUUGGACGCUCGCGAAAAGCUAAACAUUGCGUGGGGAAGUGACGGCAGAGAACAGGAUGCUUAUGAUGCCAAAUUAAUGGAAUGUAAUUCUCUAGACUUACCCAAGUUUAUGGAGUAUGCACCACAAAUAAGCCGACUGUGGCAAGAUCGCGGCAUUAGAAGAGCUUUUGAAAGAAGACGCGAAUUUCAAAUUAGCGAUUCUGUUAGCUAUUUCCUAGACGAGAUCGAACGGCUAGCUACACCAGAUUAUGUGCCAACGCAUAAAGACAUAUUACAUUGCCGGAAGGCAACUAAAGGGGUUUAUGAGUUUUGUGUGAAAGUUCAGAACAUUCCAUUUGUGUUCGUCGAUGUUGGUGGACAGCGAACUCAACGUCAAAAAUGGACUAGAUGUUUUGAUAGCUCCGUAACGUCUAUUAUAUUUCUCGUAUCUAGUUCGGAGUUCGAUCAAGUUCUUGCGGAAGACAGAAAAACCAAUCGCCUUGAAGAGUCAAAGAAUAUAUUUGAUACAAUUGUCAACAACGCUACAUUUAAAGGAAUAUCAAUUAUUUUAUUUCUGAACAAAACAGACUUACUUGAACAAAAAGUUCGUAAUCCUGAGACUGACAUUCGCUGGUACUAUCCGCACUUCAACGGAAAUCCACACUCAGUUUUAGAUGUUCAGAACUUCAUACUACAAAUGUUUAUGAGUGUUCGUCGCAGUAGCAGCAUAAGUAGGAUCUACCAUCACUUUACCACAGCCAUAGAUACACGUAAUAUUAAUGUUGUCUUUAACUCUGUAAAGGACACAAUACUGCAGCGUAACCUUAAUGCUCUUAUGCUUCAGUAGUAACCACCAUUCUUACAAACAAAUUUAAGAUAUUUUGGAUUUUGUAGUUAUUUUAAACGACCCAUAAAAAGAAUUUUGCAAUCCUGAGACUGACCCUUGAUGGAGCUAUUCGCAAUUCAAUGGGAAGUGAACCUGUUUAUGGUUUCCAAUACCUUAGACACGUGAAAUUUAGCUACAGUGACAUCCUUCGGUAACUAUGUAUAAAAUGAUGAAAAACCAAGACUACAGCAUUUUAUGUGCAUAUAGACUUAUUCAAACCCAUCGGCAAACUUAGUUAUCGUGAUAUUUGUGAUAUAAUAAUAUUAAUAACAACUUUUUAACAUAUGCAUUUAAUAUGGUAACAUAUGUUGAUUUAUAUUAAUAUUAUCGAUAUAUUGAACGGAUGUUAGCAAUCAAAAAAUUUGAUCAUUAGGUAUUUUACGUGUAUCUUUUUUUGAGAUGUACGUCAGAUUUUCAAAGUAACAGAAAUAUUUUUAAAUGGGUGUAAAAAGUAACAUGAACUUUUAUUGACGUUUUUAUUGCUCUGAUUCGGGUUAAAAAAUUCAAAAACUGUUUCCACCCCUAAAAAAAAUAUAUCAACAAAUUAAGAAAUCAUAUUGAAAUUUAAUAUGUCUGUCCAUGGUAGUAAUCAUGUACUAUGGUAGUAAUGGUACAGCAGGAUUGUGUUCAUAUUUGAUUUAUGUUUUUAUUAUCCUGUGCACCUGAUUUAAACGCUGAUUUUAAACGCCAUUAACCAUGGAAUGCAUAUCUAAAAAAGAGCAAGAUUUUUAAGCAGAAAAUACGAAAUUUAAAUAUUACAUUUUAAUAAAACUAGGUAUAUUUUAUCUUGUUAUGACGUUACUUCGUAUCCAAAACCGAUUUUUGUACAGAGCU
Messenger RNA from Drosophila erecta, 2624 nucleotides. RefSeq names its product guanine nucleotide-binding protein subunit alpha homolog (gene cta). Bases 381 to 1751 code for a protein of 456 amino acids. The transcript has 6 exons. The record is from RefSeq and is a predicted model, not a curated record. Gene Ontology annotation, molecular function: guanyl nucleotide binding; G-protein beta/gamma-subunit complex binding; GTPase activity. Gene Ontology annotation, cellular component: heterotrimeric G-protein complex; brush border membrane. Gene Ontology annotation, biological process: adenylate cyclase-modulating G protein-coupled receptor signaling pathway; Rho protein signal transduction. Lineage: Eukaryota; Metazoa; Arthropoda; Insecta; Diptera; Drosophilidae.